AUGGCGAGCAUGAUCGGUCGCGUUGCUCUGCCUGCCCGCUGCUCGGGCAGCAAGGCGGUCUCGCGCAGGGGGCGUCUGUGCGUCACCGCGGCGACGACCAUCCCGUCCGAGUUCAAGACCGUCGCCCCCGUCGGCGAGCGCGUGUUCGUCAAGAUCGCGGACGUCGAGGACGUCUCGCAGGGCGGCAUCCUCCUCCCCGGCAGCGCCCAGAAGCGCCCGACCGCCGGCGAGGUCGUCUCCGCGGCCACGGACUGCCGCAGCGUCAAGGCCGGCGACCGCAUCGUCUACAGCAAGUUCGCGGGCACCGAGGUGGAGAUGGGCGACGACGAGUACGUCGUGCUCAAGGAGGACGACUGCAUCGGGCUGAUGGGCGCGGACGACAUCCGGGCGCUCAAGCCGCUGGGCGACCGGCUGCUGCUCGAGGUGGCCGAGGCCGAGUCGAAGACGGCCGGCGGCGUGCUCAUGGCGGCGGGCGACGGCGACAAGCCGACGAUCGGCAAGGUGGUGGCGGCGGGGCCGGGGCGCAAGGGGCCCCCGGGCGAGAAGGGCGAGAGCGAAGUGAUCCCGAUCGGGAUCGACGCGGGCGCGUCGGUGCUGUACAGCAAGUACGCGGGCGUGGAGUUCGCUGGCGAGGACGGGCGCGAGUACAUCGUCGUGAAGGAGUCGGACAUCCUCGCGGUCCUGAGUUAG
Messenger RNA from Pedinophyceae sp. YPF-701, 690 nucleotides. The record is from the annotation of a GenBank genome assembly. Lineage: Eukaryota; Viridiplantae; Chlorophyta; Pedinophyceae.